Cheilinus undulatus (humphead wrasse) is the source of this 2344-nucleotide messenger RNA. Its product is annotated as piggyBac transposable element-derived protein 4-like. Bases 464 to 2179 code for a protein of 571 amino acids. NCBI's taxonomy places the organism in Eukaryota, Metazoa, Chordata, Actinopteri, Labriformes, Labridae. The transcript is spliced from 3 exons. The record is from RefSeq and is a predicted model, not a curated record.
CCGAAGGCGGAGAUGAAACGGAGGAUGAGUUUCUGAAACGAGGAGCUACCUCUAUUAUCUGUUAAUGGUUUGGUUAGAGGAAAUCAGACGUGGAGCAGACAACGGAGAAAUGUCUGUGGCUCAGGGUCUGGACGGUCAGCUGCAGGACAAAAGGGUUGGUGCGUUACAUUUGUGCACUAACCUUGAUCUGUCUGGGAAGAUAUAAACAUUCACCCCUGCUCUCAGAGCUACAGAGAGCCGUAAACAAAACAAGCAUCCAGUAAGAGUGUUGUGUAUGCACCUGCAGCCUUGUUGUCCCUUUGAUGGAGAGAAGAGGAGCCCCAGCUCCCAGAACUACAAAGAGGAGAAAUCAAAACAAAAUGACCUGAUUGACUUUAGAUGGUGAGAGGUGGAGCCUAAGAGUGUUGAGGCACUUGCAAGCAGUUUUGCUGGUCAUUUGGUUUUGAGACAAGCAGCAGGAGCCAUGAAGAGACACUUCACCUGCAGCGAGGCCUUGGAAAUGGUUAUGCAGCCUGACUCUUCCACCAAGCAGGAGGAUUCAUCAGACUCUCCUCCUGACACAACCAGCUCAGAUUCAGAUCCUGAUUUUGUUGCCCCGCCCUCAUCAUCCUCUCCAUCAUCUUCCACUGAGGACGAGGAGGAUACAGAGGAUACGGAGGAUACAGAGGAUCCUGGAUCUGGGUGGGUUGGAAAGAAUGGGCAAGUGUGGUUUCCCACCAACACAGAGACCACACACUUUACCCAGCCUGCCAGAGGCUUGACUCCAGGUCCAACACACUACGCCAUUGUGAGGGUCCACAACCUGGAAUCUGCCUUCAACCUUUUUUUCACGACAGAGAUGAUGGACCUGAUUAUCAAAAUGACAAACCUCAAUGGGAACCGCACAGCAAAGAGUUGGACCAAUGUGGACUCCACAGAGCUCCGUGCUUACUUCGGGCUCCUGAUUCUGGCCGGAGUCUACAGGUCCAAAGGAGAGUCCACACGCUGCCUUUGGGAUGAUCGAAGCGGCCGUGCUAUUUUCAGAGCCACCAUGCCCCUUUUUAGAUUUCAUGAGAUCAAUGCAUCUCUGCGCUUUGAUAAGCUUGAGAGACCAGCUCGCCAUAGGGAGGACAAGCUUGCGCCCAUCAGAUCUUUGUGGGAAAUGUGGACACAUCGCCUGCCCCUCCUUUUCAACCCCGGCAAAGAUGUCACUGUUGAUGAACAGCUGGUGCCAUUCAAGGGGAGAUGCAAAUUUCGGCAGUACAUGCCCAAAAAACCCGCCAAAUAUGGGUUGAAGAUUUGGGUAACAGCUGAUGUCACCACAUCGUAUGCUUGGAAGUGUGACAUUUACCUCGGGAAGAUGGGGGAUGCUGCAGAGGUGGGCCAGGGCAAGCGUGUUGUCUUGGAGAUGACAGAGGGACUCCAGGGCGUCACCGUCACGUGUGACAAUUUUUUUACUUCAUACACCCUUGCCCAGGAGCUUCUCCAAAGGAAAGUGACUUUGGUUGGGACAAUCAGGAAGAACAAACCUGAGCUUCCACCCAACCUGGUCCAGACUAAAGGACGAGCUACCCUCUCCUCUGUCUUUUGCUUCACAAAGAACACCACGGCUGUCAGCUACCUACCAAGACGGGGGAGAAAUGUGAUCCUCCUCAGCACAAAACACCGGGAGGCAGCGGUGACUGAAGGCCCAAAGAUGAAGCCAGACAUCAUCAUUGAUUACAACCGGUGCAAGGGAGGUGUCGACAAUCUGGACAAGGUGGUCGGCACCUACAGCACAAGAAGAAGAACCAAUCGGUGGCCACAAGCGUUGUUUUUUAACAUGAUCGAUGUCUCAGCAUAUAAUGCUUUCAUCAUCUUCACAGCUGUGGAUCCCUUCUGGAACCAGACCAAAAAGUUCAAAAGAAGGCUUUUCUUGGAAGAGCUGGGAAAUGCUCUGGUCUCUGCAGCAAUAUGUAGGAGAAGAUGCCUCCCUCAUGCACCAGUGGCUGCUGCACUGGUAAGGGAGAUCCAGGCUGCAGCUGCCCCUCCAGAUCCUGAGCCACAGCCACCGGCACACCCCAGCAGCUCAGGAGUGAGGAGGGGAUCAUGCAAAUGGUGUGCAGGACGAAAAAAAAGGACAUUCGCAACCUGUGCCCUCUGUGGAGCACAUACAUGCAGGGAGCACCAGGUGACAUGCUGCAUAUCUUGCUGCAGCUGAACACACACACGCAAAUACACCCCCACACACACCCACACACACACACACCUCUUGCAUCAUUGUCCAGUUUAAUUGUUCAGUUCAAUUGUUCAUUGUUUUGGUUGUUUAUUUGAGGAGGUUGUUUCAUUGCAUUCUGUUUCUAAUAAAUGGCCAUGUUCAUAUAUC